AUGAAGUUAGCAAUUUUACUUUCUUUUGGUGGCCUGUUCGGUAUCGAUUUUAUUAUAAUGUGGCGAAAGUUGCCCCCGCACCACUCCCGCCUCCACCUCCGCCCACACAAUGCAAAUGUUUAUGUGAAACAAGCAGUUCCUGUUGUGUCAGUACCUGCAGUUCCUGCUUUGAGUUUCCGUGCUAAUUGGUCUUAUCAACCUUGGGUUCCAACUUUCCACACUGCAAAUGUUGCAGUUCAAGCAUCUAAAACCAAAGGCUUUGCAGCGUCUGCAGAUGCUGUUGGUGUUGUAGAACACGACGCGAAGACUGAUGAUGAUGGUUUCGAUGACGCAAAGUAA
Messenger RNA from Clunio marinus, 339 nucleotides. Lineage: Eukaryota; Metazoa; Arthropoda; Insecta; Diptera; Chironomidae. The record is from the annotation of a GenBank genome assembly.